GACCCGCCACCAGAGCCAACUUCAGUCCUUCUGGAAGGCAAUAAUUUCAAAUUAGACGCGCAAAUAUCACGUGUCCGUGGAUGCUUUGCCAAAAGUAGAACCUCGAUGGCGUAAUCAAAUAGCCACCUGGGUCCGCCGCUGCAUCAUAACCAACAUCAUACCCUCCCUUUUGCACGAUACCCCCCACUAGAGUUCAUGCUCACGAUUCGUGCUUUUCUUCAUGAACAAGUCAGCGCAUCCUCCCAAUCUCACAACGCAAGGGGCAUACCGGUCCAUGUAAGCGGAUUCGCGCGGCGCAUCCAUGGAUGGUCAUGGCAGGCGUUCCCCAUUGUGAUGGGCACGAGCGCUGUCUAUAUGACGCUUUCGAACUUGAAGCACCAUCCGGCGUUUGUGUCGAGGAUAGAGACCGUGUUUUUCUUCUGCAACAUUGUUCUGUUCUUUUUGAAUAUCUUCAUGCUUUUGUCACAAGCUAUUUUGUUCCCUCGCCAUGCGUGGACUCUUCUUCGAGAUCCAAUGCAAGGAAUAUUUGUCCCCUUGAUGGUCCUUUCCUUCGCUACUAUAGUCAUCGGUACUGUGGACUAUGACACGACGUACGGCCACGUUGGCCACGACCUCAUUUACGCUUUGUUUUGGAUAUACCUCGCUAUUUCAAUCGCAACGUGUUUUCCCAUGUUAAAAAUAUGGUUCAGCCAGGCGCAUGAUCUGGCGCAUUUCGCCCCUGCAUAUGCGUUUCUGGUGUUCCCGUUGAUGCUAACGGGAGUCGUGGCGGCUAAUACCCUGAAAGUGAUUGAUGCGUCCGAUCCCAGAGCGUUGGGCCUUCUUCUCGUAGGCUACAUCGUUCACGGUCUUGGGUUUUUCAUGGCUUUCUUCUACCUUGCUAUUUACAUUCUUCGGCUCAUGGCUAACGGAUUCAUGCACGGCGGACAAGCCAACGGUGCCUUCGUCGCAUGUGGCCCGCCUGGCUUCUCCGCACUUACGUUAAUCACUCUUGGGGAUCACGCAAGGACAAUCCUACCCGCCCAUGGAUAUGUUACGGACAUCGCUGGCGAUGUCUGGUAUUCUGCGAGCGUGUUGGCGAGUCUGCUGCUUUACGGACUAGCGCUGUUUUUCUUCAUCUUUGGCGUGAUUCCAUACCGGUUCUCCCUGCGGAGACAUAUGAACGAGAUUCUUGGCUGCUGGGCUUUGACGUUCCCAAAUGUGGGGUGGAUAAACACCACACGGUCUCUCGGCGACAUCUUUGAUAUCCAGGGGUUCUUCACGUUCCACCUCGUCAUGACGAUCCUCAUGUGUAUCACUUGGCUGCUCUUAUUCGUCUUCACGGUUAUCGCAUUCUGCAAGGGGUGGAUAUUCAAGUCGAAGAAAGAGGACGUCAUCAGGGACAUUCAGGCUGAAGAAGGGGUACCUGCGGGAAUGACGGAGGACAAGGACGGCCCCAUGAAUCCUCCUUCUACACACCAUUCUGAGAGUUCCAGUCGGACAGCUAAUAUUUGAACGCGCGAUCUUCGCAUACGGAUUCUACUUCUUGUUUGCUUUGUUGUUUUGUAUAUAGUAGAUCUAGUGGACUAGACUCCGAGGAGCCACAUUCAGUGUGGGCUGUACCUCUGCCGACUCUCCUUCUGCUGUCAUGAUGAGAAGAAGCUGCCUUCAAGCGGUUAUGAAAAAGCCGCAAUGUUGUGACGAAGCCGUUACUAGUCGUUAGUGAUCGAUAUCGAUCAUGCUGAAGAGCCAAAGAUAUCUUUAUAUAUGC
This is a messenger RNA of Guyanagaster necrorhizus, 1747 nucleotides long. RefSeq lists its product as uncharacterized. Gene Ontology annotation, cellular component: membrane. Gene Ontology annotation, biological process: malate transmembrane transport. Gene Ontology annotation, molecular function: malate transmembrane transporter activity. The transcript has 13 exons. Bases 196 to 1491 code for a protein of 431 amino acids. Lineage: Eukaryota; Fungi; Basidiomycota; Agaricomycetes; Agaricales; Physalacriaceae. The record is from RefSeq and is a predicted model, not a curated record.